This is a messenger RNA of Acaulospora morrowiae, 1073 nucleotides long. The record is from the annotation of a GenBank genome assembly. Lineage: Eukaryota; Fungi; Glomeromycota; Glomeromycetes; Diversisporales; Acaulosporaceae.
AUGAACCACCAAGCUCCUCCUUUCGAUCCUAAAAUCGCUUUCCCUAAACUUAUAAUCAAACCCCGGAAACAAUAUAAAAAAAAAAACGUGUAUCGUGCUGGACAAUCCCAAGUACAUGCUGCUUCUAAUUAUUCCUCCUCCUCGUCCUCCCAGAGUCAAAUAAGAAUUGAGAAAUCAGAAUUACAGAUAGUAAGGAGAGAUCUGAGUACUCUUCUAACCAGUUUAAAAGAACGGAAAAGUAAAUUAGAGCAACUAGCGGAUAGGCUUGAGAUCUGGUCUGCCCCAGGUGGUGGUGCGGGUAUAUCAAAUAAUGUGGUCGGUUCAAUAACUCACGGAGGAGAUUCCAAUUCAAAAAAGGCCAGGAGUCCCACGAUCGUACGGAGUCCUAGCAUUCACCGAUUGGAAAGUCCAAAUGUCCGGUUAGGAAGUCCCAGUGUUCACAAAAAUACAUCAAAAGAGAAGGGCUCCAAGAAGAAAGGGUCGAUAAGCAUUAAAAUAAAACGGGAGGAUUCGGAUCAGGAAGAACACUUCAGCUCGACUCCUCAACGAAGAGAUUCAGUAAAGUCCAACAAUGGUCCUCGCAGAAAGAAGAAGGCUUCCGCGAAGAGGGAAAGGGAUUCCGAUGACGAUAGCGAAUACUCCGAUAAUGAUAAACCACAUACCAAAGACUCGAGAAAUUCAACACACCGAAUGGCUCAGAACUCGGCAAGGGGUGCAUACAAAAAAAGAAUGAGAAGUACUUCAGAAACCGUUCCUAAGGCUGAGGAGGAUACACCUAUCAUAAAAUCAAAAGAUCAAGUGACGAUCAAAACUUUUUAUGAAUACGUUGAACCAUAUGUCAGGGAUUAUACAGAAGACGAUGUUAAUUUCUUGAAAGAAAAGGAGGAUGACUUAUCAUUGUAUAUUAUUCCAAAACUGGGGAGAAACUACGCCGAGGUUUGGGCCGAAGAAGAACGCAACCUUUUUCCACAGACUCCUGAAGAACUUGAGGCCAGACACGUUGACACAGUAGAUGGACAGCGUAGGAUACAGGAAUUAGAUAUCGAUGGAUCUUGCGGACCUUUGACCGAGAG